Messenger RNA from Aspergillus tanneri, 441 nucleotides. RefSeq lists its product as uncharacterized. The record is from RefSeq and is a predicted model, not a curated record. The coding region runs from base 1 to 441 and encodes 146 amino acids. The transcript is spliced from 2 exons. Lineage: Eukaryota; Fungi; Ascomycota; Eurotiomycetes; Eurotiales; Aspergillaceae.
AUGACUUUUGUCGGACACCUUCACUGCCAUCCCUGUCUUGGACUAUUCUCUCUCGCAACCUCAUCGGAUACCAAGGCCACCUUCCUGAGAGAGCUGCGCAAUGCUCUCGUCAAUGUGGGGUUCUUCUAUCUCACCAACCCGCCGGUGGCCGGAGGUGAGGGACAACCUGGUGGCCAAGGCAAUCACCCUUUUGAUCUACCGCUGGAGAAGAAAUUGGAAAUUGAAAUGGUCAACAGUAAACACUUCCUGGGGUAUUCUCGGCUGGGGCAGAGUUCACAGCUCGUAAAGUCGGAUUAUCGAGAGCAAUUUGAUUGGCCGGACGAAACUGCGAUCCCUGGCUUCCGCCAUGCUCUUGAGUCAUACCUAGCUGAAGUAGGCCCAUUGGCAGAUGAAUUCCAGACCCUUGUGGCGGAAGCACUAGAUCUUCCCCAGAUGCUCUGA